CUUGAACCGGACAGUCAAGUCGAACCAGCACAUGACGGCCAGCGAUGCCCAAGGUUGCCACCCAAAAGUACUAUGCAGUCUUGAAUGGUCGCCGAGGGCCGAGAAUAUAUCACUCUAUCGAUGAGUAUCGGGAAGCGCUCGACGGACUCAGCGGUGCGGUUGGAAAGAAGUUCUACUCCCUUGAGAAAGCGGAGGAAUGGCUGCGGAACCCGGACUCAGGUCGAAAGAAGAGCAAGAAGAAUAAGAGUCAUCGUCGCUACCCCGACUCGUCCACUUUGUGGACAGAGUUCGACGACGACCCCCCGAAGCCUGGAUCAUCAAAGGCUGAUGCGGCGGUGCAGGUCAUCACCGCUGACGCCUGCGUGCAGACUGACGAGCCUUUCGAAUGCGACGCCUCUCCUGUGCGCAUUCAGGGAUCACCACCUCCUCUGCCAACACCCAGAGGAAGCCCGGAAAGGGAGUAUCCGACACCUGCAGCGUCCUUGCCACCGGAGCUCGCCAAUGCGAGGCCCGAUGAAGUUGCUGCGGCAAACCUUCCCGCUGUGCCGAAUGUUAUAGAACUGUCGCCGGAACAGCGCUUGGUUUUGGACAUGGUCAAGACAGGCAAGAACGUCUUCUUCACGGGUCCCGCUGGUACUGGAAAAUCAGUCCUUUUGCGAGAAAUCAUCAAGGUCUUCAAAGACCGCAAACUGGAAAAGAUUCAGAAAGGGGCGGACCCGAAUGAGCCUAUGGAAGUCGAAAUUACUGCUCCUACUGGUACGCGAUUUCUGCAGCUGCUUUCCCUGUAUUCUUUGACGGCAUGACAUCGCAGGCAUCGCUUCGGUCAAUGUUGGCGGACGCACAAUUUACUCGUGGGCUGGGAUAGGGCUGGGCAAUGAGCCGGCGAAGAAGC
This is a messenger RNA of Schizophyllum commune H4-8, 892 nucleotides long. RefSeq lists its product as uncharacterized. Bases 45 to 803 code for a protein of 252 amino acids. The record is from RefSeq and is a predicted model, not a curated record. NCBI's taxonomy places the organism in Eukaryota, Fungi, Basidiomycota, Agaricomycetes, Agaricales, Schizophyllaceae. The transcript is spliced from 5 exons.